AUGUCCACCUCGGCAGAUCGAACGUACGAGCAGCAGAACGACUCGGCUCUCGACACCCUCUAUUCAAAAGUCUCUUCGCUGCGCUCUGUGACGAUCGAUAUUCACAACGACUCGGAGAACCAGCGCUCUGGACUGCUGUCGAAUACAUCGGAGCAGUUUGACAACUUCGGUGCUCAACUGCAACGCACCUCGAACCACUUUUCGAGGACCAUUGUCAACGGCGCUCGUCAGCAUCGUCUGACGCUCUACAUUAACCAGGUCGUCACCAGCGAAACAAGCACAAGCUUCGCAACACUUCGCGCAACGACUCGACCUCUAUCGUCGAGGCAUAUCGGCCCCGCAUCCUCGACCCGGAUCACCUACAGCACCUCCGCCGCAGCACCGCCACCGCUCAAGUCAUGUCCCAACUGCGGUGAAGCACAACCUCUGGAAUCGCUCUCGUGCCCCAAAUGCAACACGUUGCAGCCGCUCCCCUCAGACAUCGACUUUUUCAAAGCCAUGGACCUCGACUUCGCCUCGGUGCCCAAGGGCGGGUGGGAGAUUGACACCUCUGCGCUCAAGCGGGCGUGGCGACUCAAAAUGGCCGUGACGCACCCGGAUCGCAUGGUGGGACGCACCGACAAGGAGCAGCAGAUCGGAGCACAGCAGAGCGCGCUCAUCAACCGUGCGUACGAGACGCUGCUCAAUCCGCUCCCGCGUGCGCACUACCUGCUCGAGCGACACGGGGCGUCCGAGGUGUCUGAAUCCGACUCGCUUGAGGACCCAGAACUGCUCAUGGAGGUCAUGGAGCUGCGCGAGAGGCUGGAGGAGGCCGAGAACGAAGAUGAGGCGGCGGAGGUGCGGGCAGAUAACGCUAAGCUGUUGCAAGGCAGCGUCGACGUGCUGGCCCAAGCGUUUGGAGAGUCGCCUCCGGAUCUCGAGACGGCUAGAGAGGCGGCUGUGCAGUUGCGAUAUUGGACCAAUAUCGAGAAGGCGGCGAGGGAGUGGUCGCCAGGAAAAAGGGUCGAGCUGCAGCACUGA
Messenger RNA from Sporisorium graminicola, 1020 nucleotides. RefSeq lists its product as uncharacterized. Lineage: Eukaryota; Fungi; Basidiomycota; Ustilaginomycetes; Ustilaginales; Ustilaginaceae. Gene Ontology annotation, molecular function: ATPase activator activity; protein-folding chaperone binding. The record is from RefSeq and is a predicted model, not a curated record. The coding region runs from base 1 to 1020 and encodes 339 amino acids. Gene Ontology annotation, cellular component: mitochondrion. The transcript has 2 exons. Gene Ontology annotation, biological process: [2Fe-2S] cluster assembly; protein complex oligomerization.